Molecule: messenger RNA, 4620 nt
Organism: Zonotrichia leucophrys gambelii
Lineage: Eukaryota; Metazoa; Chordata; Aves; Passeriformes; Passerellidae
Gene: MAPKAPK5
Product: MAPK activated protein kinase 5
Exons: 14
Coding region: 357-1778 (473 amino acids)
Biological process (GO): negative regulation of TOR signaling; Ras protein signal transduction; protein autophosphorylation
Cellular component (GO): nucleus; cytoplasm
Molecular function (GO): calcium-dependent protein serine/threonine kinase activity; ATP binding; calmodulin binding
Source: RefSeq, a predicted model, not a curated record
CGCAGCCGCCUGCAAACCGCUCCAGCGCCGUGGCGGCGGCUCCCAAAACCCCGCGGCGGGCGCGGGGCGGGCGCGGCCAUCCCGCUUCAUCCUCCCGUACCACCCUUAGCCUCACUAGCGCUGCCGCGGCGGCCCGCGCAGUCCGGCGGGGCUGCCCGGCGGGGGCUCCGGCGAUGUCCGGCUCCCGGGCGGCUCCUCCCGGUUGAGCGGCGGCUCCGCGCGGGCCCCGCGCCCUCCCCGCGCCGCACCCGCGGCCCGCCCGGCCGGGCAUGAGGCGGAGCGGCGGCGGCACAAAGGCUCCAGCGGGGCUGCGCCUUGCCUGAGGCGGCGCCGGGCCCGCCGCGCCCCGCGGGGCGAUGGCGCACGAUCACGACAUGGAGCGGACGAUCAAGGAAACUUCCAUUUUAGAGGAAUACAACAUCAACUGGACUCAGAAGCUGGGAGCUGGCAUCAGUGGGCCUGUCAGAGUCUGCAUGAAAAAAUCCUCCCAGGAACGUUUUGCACUGAAAAUCCUCCUCGAUCGUCCAAAAGCUCGAAAUGAGGUACGGCUGCACAUGAUGUGUGCAACACACCCCAACAUUGUCCAAAUAAUUGAAGUUUAUGCCAACAGUGUGCAGUUCCCACAUGAAUCCAGCCCCAGGGCUCGGCUGCUAAUUGUAAUGGAGAUGAUGGAAGGGGGAGAGCUCUUCCACAGAAUCAGCCAGCACCGGCACUUUACUGAGAAGCAAGCGAGCCAAGUAACAAAGCAGAUAGCUUUGGCUUUGCAGCAUUGCCACUCACUAAACAUUGCACACAGAGACCUCAAGCCUGAGAAUCUCCUCUUCAAGGAUAACUCUCUGGAUGCACCUGUUAAAUUGUGUGACUUUGGGUUUGCCAAAGUAGACCAAGGUGACUUGAUGACACCCCAGUUCACUCCCUAUUAUGUAGCACCUCAGGUAUUGGAGGCACAAAGAAGACAUCAGAAGGAAAAGUCUGGUAUUAUCCCCACCUCUCCAACCCCUUACACCUACAACAAGAGCUGUGACCUGUGGUCCCUGGGGGUGAUUAUCUACGUGAUGCUGUGUGGGUACCCCCCCUUCUACUCCAAGCACCACAGCCGGACGAUUCCCAAGGACAUGAGGAAAAAGAUCAUGACAGGAAGCUUCGAGUUCCCAGAGGAGGAGUGGAGCCAGAUCUCAGAAAUGGCAAAAGACAUUGUCAGAAAGCUGCUGAAGGUGAAGCCUGAGGAACGUCUGACCAUUGAGGGGGUGUUGGAGCAUCCCUGGCUCAAUUCCACGGAGGCCCUGGACAACAUCCUGCCCUCUGCCCAGCUGAUGAUGGACAAGGCCAUGGUGGCAGGGAUCCAGCAGGCUCAUGCAGAACAACUUGCAAACAUGAGAAUCCAAGACCUCAAAGUGAGCCUGAAGCCCCUUCACUCCGUGAACAACCCGAUCCUGCGCAAGCGGAAACUCCUGGGCACCAAGCCAAAGGAUGGCGUUUACAUCCAUGACCCUGAGAAUGGAAGCAAUGAUUCCAACGUGGCUCUGGAGAAGCUCAGAGAUGUGAUUGCUCAGUGCAUUCUACCACAGGCUGGUAAAGGAGAGAAUGAAGAUGAGAAGUUGAAUGAAGUGAUGCAGGAGGCCUGGAAAUACAACAGGGAGUGCAAAUUGCUGCGGGACACCCUGCAGAGCUUCAGCUGGAACGGCAGAGGAUUCACAGACAAAGUGGAUCGACUAAAACUGGCAGAAAUUGUCAAACAAGUGAUCGAAGAGCAGACAAAUUCCCACGACUCUCAAUAGCUGGAGCUUCUUAAUCUUAUUUUUUUUACCAUUUAAGAUUUAUUCUUUAACUGUAAAAAGUAUUUUUAUGUAAAUUAAUAAAUCAUAAUUAUUUCAUUAAAUUUCCAUACUGCUUGAAAAAUGCUGUAUAGUUGUAGAUACAAAGAAAAAAAAAAUCAUUGGUACUGUAAUAUUUUUUUAAAACUCAGUUCCUCGAGGUAUAUAUGAUCACUUAUGUACUGUUAAUCAUGAGCCCCACAAAUGGGGUGGAUUUUAUUGUUAAAAACCAUUUUUUUUUCUUAAUAACCAGUUGCAGAAGCUGCCUUUCACCUGCCACAUCCAGCCCCUGCAGUGACUGUGUGAGAAGGAGAGCCACAGUUUCUCAAGCUCCUGCUCAGUGAGUACUUGAAGCAAGUGCUGUGAAAUGCAAAUUCCCAGCUCCCCUUGGCACCUAAAUUCCAGGUCUUUAGGUAGAGAAAAAUCAAUUAAAUGCCCUUCAGUUUGGCUUGGUGCCUGGCCCAUGUGCUUGCUGAAGUUUUCAGUUCUGAGCAGUGACUCUCUUGUUUUGUCACCUUCCCCAUCUCCCUCGGACCUUCUUUAAGGCUUAACCUCCUUUCUUUCUUUCUCCUCAUCUUCCUCAGAGCUUUUUUAAGGCUGAAUCAGCCAUUCAGCACAAAACUCUUCUUUUUCUCACCUUGUCCAAGAGCAGAACAGAAGAAUGUUCAAGUCCUUAUGCACAAAUUCUUUUAAUUUCCAUGGUGGGAUCUUCUAUGGACCGAGACCAGCCUGGGCUUUGUUUGUUUGGGAUAUUCCCAUUCUUUCCUUCCUAGAAGAUCCAAGCUUGGGUUUUGAGUUGUCCUUUUGUUUGGCAGAGCUCCCAGUGCUCUGGGGAACCCCUGGGAUUUCUCUGGAGCUCAAAUUCUCAUCUCUGAUGCCUUCAAGCUCCUUUUUGGGGGAGCCACAACUGCAGGGCUGCUCCCUGCUCCCCAGGGCAGGUUCUUUCUCUAGUCUGGAACAUUGGCUCCAAAAGCUGCUUUUUUAAAAUCCUGAUGAAACAAACCAAUGGCAAGAAUCUGUACAUAGUUCUAGUUUUCUACCUUUUCUGCUUCUCUUUCUUUCAAAGAUCGGGCGGAGGCUUUUUAUAGAGCUAUUUUGGUACCAAAUGCGUGCAGACAGCGGCUGGGUUUGGUCUGCAGACUGAAGUGCCAACCCAGGGCCCUCAGUGACCACUCCUGAACGUUGUUGUCUCUCACAGCUCAUCCAUUUUUGGGUUUACAUUGACCAACCUGAGCCAUCAAUCUCCCAGUUCUCUCCUACAAAAGUCCAGCCUUGUUGUUUGUUUUUUGUUUUUUUUUUUUUUGUCUCUUUUCUAUACCAAAAUUUCCUUGCGGCUUUAGUGCAGUGUCUGACUCUUUCUAUACAAUUUUUCUAAACAGUGACUUGUUUUUUCUACAUGAAGGAGAUGUUUUGUUUCCUGUUCUCUGUCAGCUUUCCUUAAUCCUGUGGGCAGUUUUUUCCAAUGCAGGGUAAGAACAGUCCCUGCUUAUCCGUGCUCUGAUGGAACCUCUGACAUUACCUGGAAUAUUUGUGCACUGACCUCUUGAUGAAAACUGAAGAGAAUUAGCAAAAAUUGAGAGUUUUUGUCACUUUUUUUUGGCUGUACCAUCAAGCCCUGUUAUGUGCAUUUCUGUCCUUGCUCAAAUUCUAGGUCAUGUCUUGAAAUGAUUUCAUUUUGAACUUGAAAUCCGUGGGUUUUUUUCUGAGGAAUUGAAACUUUCAAGUGUGGCAGAUAGAGAUGGAAACAAGGAAAUCACCUUUGUUUGAAUGGCAGAGCAAAAAAAAAUCCCCUCCAAAAGCACUUUGUGACUCUGCCCUCCCAGCAGGAACAUCCUCAGGCAGAUUUUGGGAGUCAGGAUUUGUUGGAAGUGCAGCCAGAGAGGAAGGUGGGAUCUGAGGUGUGUUAGAGGAUUCCUCCUGUUCUUCAUCCCUCAAGUGCUGCUGAUCCUGAGGGGGGAACAUUUGUACAAAUUUCCAAGGGCUUUUGCCACAAGGAACUGCUUUUGAUGGAUUUAAUCUCCAUUUUCUUGUCUGUGAUAAAUAAUAACAGCCUGAUUUGAAGCAGAGGGAGGAGGGACAGAUUAAGAAAACAAAAUUUGAAGAUUCAAGGUCAAAUGGUUUUGUUUCUAUGAGAAAGUUGAUUUUUUUUUUUACUCUUGGAAAAGUUCUGUUUUACAUUUCAAAGUUCAAUAACUUUAAUGGAUUCAUUUAUGUGUUUGAAAGUAGCAUUUGACUUUCUCCUUCCUGGGUUUAGUUGAUUUUUCAGUUGAAGCAAGUGCAAGACACCUUGUCUUGAUUCUCUGAGGCUUGACUUGGUAAUAAAUCUACUGAUCCUUUGUAGCAGACUGUGAAUAUUGUAAAUAUCUCGAGCUGGAAGUGUGGGAUCAAAGAAGAAUUUCUUUGUACAAACACUAAAAAUAUGUGGGAAAGCUCUGGAGGUUGUUGGGUUUUGGUUUUUUUUUUUUAGAAUUUUAUUUAAGUGAAGAAAAAUGUCUGAAAUCAUUUGACCUUUUCAAAAUUUUCUGUAUAACUGGCUUCUCCUGUGAUUUGAUUAUUUGAAGCUUUUCUAUAAAUGUUAAAAUUAGGAGAACCUGAUUAGUGAAAGAGAUUUUGAUUGGAAAUAGCAACAUGUCAAACUUUUGCUGUCAUUACUUCUGGAUUUUCUUUUGGAAACUCGAGUCUGUGCCCAUGUUUAACUCCUGUGUGUUAAAAUGUUCUCAUUUUCCUCUCAGUGUUCCCUGUUAGUUCCUUUUGGAUCAGUAUUACAUUGUAAAUAUUACCCAUCCUGUAUAUAAAUGAUUUUACU